Molecule: messenger RNA, 1423 nt
Organism: Macrosteles quadrilineatus (aster leafhopper)
Lineage: Eukaryota; Metazoa; Arthropoda; Insecta; Hemiptera; Cicadellidae
Product: nuclear envelope integral membrane protein-like
Exons: 2
Coding region: 1-1281 (426 amino acids)
Cellular component (GO): nuclear envelope
Source: RefSeq, a predicted model, not a curated record
AUGGCCAAAGACGCCUUGACGUUCGACAAUGAUGACUUUAAAGUUUUCGGGCAGUGUAUAGGAUUCAAUACUCUCAACAUAUACUGCUAUUAUGGGACUGAAAAGUCGUUGGAAAACAUUUGGCAAACGGUGGAAGUGUCAUUGGAUAUGGAAGGCCGAUCAAAAUAUGAUUUAUACAUAGGAGCUAACGAACAAGAAGUCUGGACGCUUUAUUUUGAAGACAGUAAAACAUCUUGGGGAUUCAACGUGCUUAGUCGAAGGCGCAAAUAUAUUUCAUUGGAUCCUUUCAAUACAACCUGUCUUGGAAUAGAUACUGGGAACGACUAUACUCUCAAAGUGUCAGUGACUCGAGUAAACAAAGUGUUUCUAGGAAUGUUCAUCGUGGGGACUUUACUCUUCCUAUUAGCUCCUCUUUUGGUCCAUGAACCGCUAUGUUUCUACAUAUUUGGAGUCAUCUUCGGCAUUUUAGCAUCUUUGUUGAUUGUAUUGUACUUCAUUUUAAAUCUUCUACCCUUGAAGAAAUCCGCGACCAUUGGACUUCUAGCUGGUGGGUCGACGGUGAUUAUAUAUUGUUUCCAAGCAUUCGUGAACAAUAUUUAUCUUCUAGCACUAACACACAGAAAGAUUGUGUACGGUUACUUGAUCGUAGUCGGUUUGAUCAGUCUGACAGUCUGUUAUCGAUUUGGACCUAUAACAAAUCAACGGAGCAAAAACAUUUUACAAUGGUCCCUUCAGGCCUUCUCGAUUCUACUAGUUUUCUACAGCAGCCAUAAUCAAAAACUAACUUUUUUGUCAUGCCUUUCAACUAUGCUAUUUUAUAAGAUUCCGAUGUUUAAUUGGGCUCUGUUUCAGUUCCCAAAACCUAUAACAACGAACCAUAACAAUGCCGUAGCGACACAAACUCCUUCCAAAAUCGUUUCUACUAAGAAAGUUUACUUUGUGUCAAAAGAUGAAUUUGUGCAACACGGAAUUAUAGAAUCGAGGAAUUUAGAGGAGCUGCGCCUAUCUUAUCUUGAUAGUUUCAAGAAAACAACUCCUCCCAAAAGCUUUUCCAAGAAACCUCGCUUUCUGACAAAGGAAGAGUUCAAGCAACAAGGAAUCAAAGAAACGAACAUGGCUUUACAAGAUCUGCGACAAUAUUGUCUGCGCAACCCAAAAGAUGUCAAACAUUUAAACCGUAGCAACUUGAAGAAUUUCACCCAAUUUGUGGUUAGUGGAAAACACGAUCCCAGCAACUAUGUUCGAAUGGAAAUCGAGGAGAUAUCAGAGGAUGAUGAUUAAAAGAGUAGAGAUUCCACUAUGUGAAACCUGUUGAGUGUUGAAUCCGAAUGUUUUUGUAAAUUACUUAGUAUUUAUAAAUGAGUUUGCUUAUUACGUAUGGUAUUUAAUUUUAGAAUUGAAUUAUAUGUUAAUAACUUUAAUA